CCGAUCUAUAACUGCGGAGAUAAUCAUAUUUAUGUCAGACACAAACAAUAAUAAAAAUCUUGUCUAUGAUAAUGUUAUUAUUGCCUAAUAGAUUUCAAUUUUUAUUUGUUCAUAAACAUAACUCAUUUUACUAUUUACGCUUUGUGACAUAAAUGAAUUUUGAUUUCAUUAAUAAAUUUGAAUUUAAAUACUAAAAUCAUUCUAGUAUAAUGGCACAAUUACCCGAAUGUCCAGAAACUUUGAAAAAAAUUCAACAUUAUCUGAAAAUCGCUUCAGAACAUGAUGCCAAAGAUCCAAUCAUCAGCUAUUGGUGUAAGUUAAUUAUUUUAAGAAAAAUAUAGUCUACUGAUUUAACAAUUGAUUUAUUAUUGUUCUAAUAUAGGUCGGCUAUAUGCCUUACAAACUGCAUUAACACUUGACAAAUCAUCAAAAGAAGCAAAAACAUUUUUGGUAUCUCUAAUGGAUUGGUUAGAAAAACAAAAAGUAUUUUUAAAAGAAAAUGACAUGAUCACUAAUGAAACUGCAGCCCAAGCCCAUUUUGAAAAUUAUGCAAUUAAAUUAUUUAAUAUUGCUGACGGUUUGGAUCACCAAGCAAAUUAUAAUAAGUACCUAAUUUAUUUAUUUAUUUAUUUUUACACCAAAACACGAAAAUUUGUACAAAGUGAUCAUAAAGUUAAUGAGGACUAGGUGGGUAAGUAGGAAUAGGUGUCAGCAACGGGGUAUCUUAUAUCUAAGGAAAAUGGUUAAAAAUGCCUGAACUAAGUAGCAGUAAGUAAAUGUGAAGCAUGGUGGAGGGGAUUACCUAAUACUUUAAUAUGACAGUAUGUUCUGCUUUAAAGUAUUCUAGUGCAAAUUUAUUCAUGCUACACUUGUAAUUACAAAAUGGUAAAAUGACUCCUUUAGUUACCCAUACUUAAUUUAUGGAUACCAGAAAACAAGAUUUCUGUGUUAGCUAUUUAAAAAAAAAAAAAACCUAAUGAAAGAAAUUGAUUUUGAUCAAGAGACCAUUAAUUUUUUUAAUAAAAUGGAACUAUUAAAUAUUUUUUAAUUUGGGUGUGAUUUACUAUUUAAAAAUACAAUUUUUAAUCUAUGAAAUGCCCUUAUUUUAAGAAUUCUUGUGAAAAAUUGUUGAACUUAAGUAUAUGUAUAACAUCAAAAUUUACUUUUAAAUAAUUAUGGUAAAGUUUUUAGUUUAACAUUUUAUCAAUUAGAUAUUUAAUUUAUAUUAAAAAUGUGUAUUAUUUUAUUUAGGAACAUAAUUAAAUUAUUUUUCACUGCUGGACUAUUAAUGGAUGUAUUAAGUGUAUUUGGUGAAGUAUCAGAAGAAAUUGCUAAUACUCAAAAAUAUGCAAAAUGGAAGGCUACAUAUAUACACAAUUGCUUGAAAAAUGGUGAAACUCCUACUCCAGGACCCCCAGCUACAGAGAGUGGACAAAUUGGUUUCAAUUUUCCAACUCAAAGAGAUGAAGUUCAACAACCAAAAAAUUAUUUUGAUCCUCCUGUUCCUAUUACACCAAUAUAUAAAGGUAAACAAAUACAAUUGAAAUAGGUACAUUGAAGUUGUAAUUAUGAACUUAAAUUUAUAAUUUCAGAUUUAUCUCCGACUAUGCCUAAUGAAUAUGCACAAAUACCUAGCACAUCAACAGUUACAGAAUUUCAACCUUCUGUACCAGGGCCAAUUUUACUUAAAAGUAUAAUAAAAAAAAAACCAAUAUUUUACAAACAAUUUAUGAUCCAUAUAUUGCUGUGAAAUUGAGAAAUAUAUAUAUAUAUAUAUAUUUGUUUUUAAUAACACUAGUAUUUUAUACGUCAUACUAUAUUUACUUGUUAUUGCUUUACACAGUAGUAAAAGAUUGGUACACUUUCAUUUUAAAUUUACUAUAGAAUGGUUAAAAUUAUUUUCAAUGAAAUGCUUCAAAUAGGUAUAACCCGAAUAAAAUUGUGUACCAGUAUCUUCUACAUUUAAUAAUUUGCUGAAACAAUAUACUUGUUACAAUUAUAAUACACCGGGAGUUUGGUCUUUAAUAUUAUUUAAUGUAGGUAUAAUUCAUUUUCAAUUAAAAGACAAGGCGAUUUAUGUCAUUGGUAAACUCAUAUUGAAGUGUAUUUUAUAUAUUUUGAUGUCAAUAAUUUAUCAAAUUAUAAAAUUGUAUAUACUUAUAGAUAAAUUACAUUCUAAGUAUAUAUUUUUUAUUAUCUAUUAACUAUAUUAUUUUUAUUGUUAUUAACAAUCAUAACAAUCAAAUGGGACAAAAUAAAAUUAUGUACAAUAUCUAUAUUGUAGAAAUGAAUAGAAACAAAUUUUUCUAUUAAAAAUAACCUAAACUAUUUUAAUUUCAGAUGGAGUACAGUUGUUGCCAGCACAUAUCACUAAGGCACAGAAAUACUGCAAGUUCGCUGCAAGUGCAUUAAAUUAUGAUGAUGUUCCAGAGUCAAUUGCAAAUUUACAAAAAGCAUUGAGAUUAUUAACUACUGGGGAAGAUGUAUAGUUAUAACUUAUAAGUUAUUAAUAUAAUAAUAUUAAAAAUGUUAAUACAUUGUUUAAACAUUUUUAUUUUUUAUUUGUUUAACAUACAUUACAUAUAAAUUGAAUAGUGAAAAAACCAAAGUAAAAAUUAAUUAACACUACACACAAAUUAUUUACAUACUAAUAAUAAUGACUAGAAUGAAUGAACACAAAAAUUUGUUAACAUUUUUGGAGGGAAGGAACAGAGGUAGUGGUUCCCAAGCUUAGUUAAAUAAAUCCUUAUUAUAAUUAAUGUGCACAAAUUUUAAUAAAAAUAUGAGGGUAGUUUGGAAAUAAAAAUUUCUUUUUAUUCUUGUUUUUGAGCUUUAGUUUCAGCAAUUUCUGCUAGUUCUUUGCGCCUCAAUUGAUAAUCAAUUACAACUCGUCCAGCUAACAUGAAUAAAAAUACUAAUGUUGGCGCCAUCCGUUCAAAUUUAUCUUUGGCUGCAUAAUGAGUAAAAAUAGCCAGUAAAUGAGACAUCAAAAGUGUUAUAUUUGCCCCUUGUUUAACAUUUCCUUUAAUGAAAAAUAAUACAUUACAAAUACAAAAUACAAAUUAAAACUUUCUAAUAAAUGUGUGAGUGGGUUAAAAAAAAAAAACAAGUUCAUUUUAUUGUCAAAUACUUACUGAAUGGAACAAAUGCCAAACAAACACCACUUAAUAUUUCAGUUCCACCUACAGCUCUUCUGUACCAUUUGGCUGGCACUUUAAAAUCAACAGUAUUUGAUAAUGGGAAUACUUUGGCAUACUUCACAUAAUCCUUUCUCUGCAAAAUGUACAUAUGU
This is a messenger RNA of Cinara cedri, 3292 nucleotides long. Lineage: Eukaryota; Metazoa; Arthropoda; Insecta; Hemiptera; Aphididae. The record is from the annotation of a GenBank genome assembly.